Molecule: messenger RNA, 810 nt
Organism: Cydia amplana
Lineage: Eukaryota; Metazoa; Arthropoda; Insecta; Lepidoptera; Tortricidae
Product: 3-oxoacyl-[acyl-carrier-protein] reductase FabG-like
Exons: 6
Coding region: 16-810 (264 amino acids)
Molecular function (GO): oxidoreductase activity
Source: RefSeq, a predicted model, not a curated record
UGUUACAAUAAAAAAAUGAGCUUCAACGACAAAGUGGUGUUAGUGACCGGCGCUAGUGCCGGAAUAGGUAAGGCCAUAGCCAUUUUGUUCGCCGAAAGUGGCGCGCGACUUGCGAUUGUCGGUCGCAACGCGCAGAAUCUGCGCGCAGUCGCGGACGCAUGCGCGAAGGACGAACGCCCUCUGGAGAUCGUGGCCGAUCUAUCGACAGAUGAGGGGUGCGAGAGAACGGCUAAGGAAACGUUGGAGCGUUAUGGAAGACUAGAUGUCCUGAUAAACAAUGCAGGCGUGGGCGCGCGUACGAACCUCUUGAGUACGGACAUGGCGAUUUUUGACAAGGUGUUCAGCACGAACGUAAGGGGCGUGUAUAACCUGACGCGGCUACUGGCGCCAUCGCUUAUUGAAACCAAAGGGAACAUCGUCAACAUAUCCAGCGUCAUGGGCACGGCGGUAGCGGUGGGAGUCCUGCCUUACAGCAUGUCGAAGGCUGCGCUUGACCACUUCACACGACUGAUCGCCCUCGAGUUGGCUCCUAAAGGCGUAAGAGUCAACACCGUAAGCCCUGGAGUCACAGUCAGCGAGCUCGUUCAGCGACUAACUGGCAUCAGCGACGAGCAGUACUCCGACUACCUAACCGACAUGGCUAAAGGCAUCCCGAUGAGGCGCGUUUGUCAACCUGAACAUGUGGCCAAGAUGGUCGUGUUCGUGGCCAGCGAGGACUGUGAACUGGUCACGGGGACUGUGAUCAAGGUCGACGGUGGAGUGGAUUUGGCCGUGGAGUCUAGUGAGAUUAAGAAGCAGAUUCAGAAAUAA